Molecule: messenger RNA, 2682 nt
Organism: Fonsecaea multimorphosa CBS 102226
Lineage: Eukaryota; Fungi; Ascomycota; Eurotiomycetes; Chaetothyriales; Herpotrichiellaceae
Exons: 1
Coding region: 1-2682 (893 amino acids)
Biological process (GO): ribosome disassembly; mitochondrial translation
Cellular component (GO): mitochondrion
Molecular function (GO): GTPase activity; GTP binding
Source: RefSeq, a predicted model, not a curated record
AUGAAAGGCCAACAUGCGCGAUUCAUUCGACUCUCCGCUCUGAUUGAUUUAUGUCGGUCUCGCUCUGCUUCUUCAUUUCUUCGGAUUCAUUCAAGAAACAUAUGGUCAUCAUGUCCACGCACAGCACCUGCAACGUCGACAUCUCAAAGCCUGAGGCCUUCGAGGACCAGAAAUAUUGGCAUCAUCGCCCAUAUCGAUGCAGGCAAAACGACUACCACGGAGCGCAUGCUCUAUUAUAGUGGUCAUACUCGUCGGAUAGGCGAUGUCGAUGAAGGUUCUACAGUCACCGACUUCCUUCCUGCUGAGCGGGCCCGAGGGAUCACCAUUCAAUCCGCGGCCAUCACCUUCGAAUGGCCCCCAGCUCAUGCUGCAACACCUCCAGGGGCCACCGAUAAUAUUGAAGUUCAGCCUCGCGCACGGUUCUCGCAUACCAUCAAUCUAAUCGACACGCCGGGACAUGCCGACUUCACUUUCGAAGUCCGCCGGUCCCUGCGCAUCUUGGAUGGUGCUGUUUGUAUCCUAGACGGUGUUGCUGGUGUCGAAGCCCAGACUGAGCAGGUAUGGGCCCAGGCUGGCGAGUGGAAUAUCCCGCGAAUAGCAUAUAUCAACAAGUUGGAUCGGGACGGUGCUGCUUUCGGAAGAACAGUCCGCGAAAUCGGCUCUCGCUUGGGUGGUUGGCCAGCAGUCUGUCAAAUUCCCUGGUUUGAGGGCGGAAAGGGCCGUUUCACUGGCGUUGGAGAUGUCAUCAAUCUGGAGGGAUUGUUGUACGAGAGUGGCGGAGAUGGUAAAGCGAUAGAACGUUAUACCUUCUCACGGCUAGAGCAAGAGCAGCCGGAAUUUGCACAAGAAUUGCAAAGAGCUAGGAUGGCUUUGGUGGAACUACUCAGUGAACACGACGAUCAACUCGUCGAAGCCUUUUUCGACGCCGAAGAAGACCAUCUGAACGUGGCUCCUGCUCAGAUUUGGGACAGUCUGCGAAGGUGUCUGCUCACACCGCAUAGCAUGAUUAUCCCAGUUUUUGCAGGCGCCAGCUUCCGCAAUAUCGGGGUACAGCCUCUCCUGGAUGCCGUCAACAACCUCCUACCAUCCCCAGAAGAGCGUCCGGAUCCUGAGGUUGGUCUUGGGGUGGUUUCCGGAGGGCUUUCGCAGCUGAUAAGAGGUGAUCUGUCGCUGGAAAAACAGCCCUCAAAGUCCAAGAAGAAAGGCCCCGAAUCGCUGCCGGCGGCAAUCGGCAAGGCUUUGCAAGGCUGCGCAUUAGCUUUCAAAGUGGUUAAUGAUCCACGCAAAGGUAUGCUGGUGUACAUCCGAGUCUACUCUGGAACGAUCGAGCGCAAUACCCUUCUUUUCAACACGAACCUUCAGAAUUCGGAGAGGGCAACAACUUUACUCCGGAUGUAUGCUUCCGAGUCGGUACCUGUCCAGGCACUGCAUGCUGGUGAGAUAGGUGUUAUUGCAGGCUCGAAGUUUGCUCGUACCGGUGACACGCUGAUCUCAUACGCGGGAAACAAGGCCACUCCACCAGAUCCAUUACAGAAGCUCCAACUGCGCCCUAUUAGGGUGCCGCCGCCUGUGUUUUUCGCAGCCAUUGAACCAAACAGCUUACGGGAUGAGAAGGAUAUGCACGAAAAGCUGGCGCUGCUGCUGCGGGAAGAUCCCAGUCUCCAGGUUUCGCAGGACGAAGAUACAGGCCAAACGCAGAUCAGUGGUAUGGGCGAAUUGCAUCUUGAGAUCGCCCAAGACAGACUUGUCAACGAUUUGAAAGCAAAAGCACGCAUGGGCAAGAUUGCAAUCGGUUAUCGUGAAACACUGCCACAACCUUCAGCCAUCGUCAUAAAAGUUUUGGAAGGAGAACGUGCGGCCUCGAAAGGCAAAGCGGGUUGUAUGGCUCUCGUGGAGCCUCUGGAAGGCGAACCUGCUGAACUCGUGAAUGACUCUGAAGCUAGCUUCAUUCAUGAAGAGGACGGUAACCUGGUCAUAAUCGAGACACCAACCCUCGACCAACGAGGAAGAGCACUUGACAGUGACAAAGGGAGCUUGCCACCACACCUCUUGCUUCCCGAAAUCCGAGUCGCAUAUCUCAAUGGCGCAUUGGCGGCUUUGAGCCGUGGUCCCUCAUGGGGCUACCCGAUGCGCAACACGAAAGUCACCUUGACACUUCGUCCAGAUGAGCACAUCUUUGGCACUGAAACGACUUAUGGAUCUCUGACGACCGCUGCUCGCCUGGCCACAAUCGGGGCAUUCAAGGAUGCCACCAAGAGCAACCCGUGCUCUCUGAUGGAACCUGUGAUGAACGUUGACAUCAACGUGGAUGAAGCAAGCCUAGGCACUGUCAUUCAGGACAUCUCUUCCGGUCGGGGUGGGCAUAUUGUCUCCCUUGGUGACCAUGAAGAAGAGCAUUCGCAGACAGGCUUGGAUCCCAGGAGAAUUGACGUGCAGAAGAUCUAUGCUCCGAAGGAUCCAUUUGAAUCCGGUUCAUCGUUGGCAGGAGAGGACCAUCAAAGGGUCAAUUUCCAGAGAACUGUCAAGGCCAAAGUGCCUCUGAAAGAGAUGGUUGGCUACCUCAAACAUCUCCGCAGCAUGACCGGAGGAAGAGGAACGUUUGUGAUGAGUGUUGAUCGAUUCGAGAAGAUCACGGGUCCUCGAGAGAAAGCACUUAUUGCCGAACUACAGGGCGGACUGUGA